UUUGGGGGGGGGAGAGAGAGAGCGACAUCACCCACCCACAGGAAGCGAAUAGGACCCAGAACGUUUUCAUUUUCCGCCGGGUUGUUCCCGCAAAAUUUGCAGCGCGGCUUUCCUGUCUACCUUUUUUUCUGCACAAACACAGCUUUUUCUCUCUCUUCUCUCUCUCUCUCUCUUUUUUUUUCUUUUUUCCCAAAACGCCCUCCCAACUUUACGCAAAAAAAAAAAGGCCGUUUCCAUUUUGACCUUGGGGUUACUGUCAAAUGAAGCAAGAAGAUUAUCCACCUGGCACCAUUGUCUUUGCGAAAUUAAAAGGUUAUCCUUGGUGGCCUGCUAGAGUUGAAGAUGACAAGAGCAUUCCUAGCAAGGUGUUGAAGCAAAGAAGCAGCAAAACAAAAGGACCACUUUGGACAGUGUUUUUCUUUGGGUCAAGAGACUAUGGAUUCUUUGGUCCAGACGCGAUCCGACCGUUCAACACAGACACGGUGGAACGCGAUCUCAAGGCAAAAAAGUUCAAAACAAAGGAUUUGGAGAACGCGGUGCGUCAGGCUUUAGAUCCGUCAUUGUUGGAGAAACUGGAGCAGGAAGAAGAAGACGAAGAGGACGAGGAUGAGUCUGAGGAUGAAAAGCAGCAAAAGAAACCAAGAAGGACAAGAGCACCACGGAAAAACGCGUCAGAAACCAAUACCAAAAAGACAAAGGCAGCAACAACAACAGCAGCAGCGGCAGCAGGUGGAAGGCGAUCCAAGAAAGCAUCCGCCAACAGCAACAACAACAACAACACCCCAGCAGCAGCAAAGGCGGCAGAAGAGGAAGAGGAGGAUGAUUCUGAAUCGUCAAACAACAACAAUAACAACACUAAUAACAACAACAAGAAGGUCAAGAGACGAUCACGCAAGCUGGACGAUGCAGAUAAGGAAGUGCAUGACAAGACGGACAGGAAAAAGCGGCGCAAGUCGGUAUCUACGGAAAAGGAGGAACAGCGACGCGCUAGUCCUGUUGCCAAUCGUGACAGCACCGCGUCGUCAGACGAUAAGCCAUCGACGCCAGAAGAGCAGGCCUAUGAACAGGAGAGGGAAAGAAUGUAUAUGAUACGACAUCGACUGCAAAAGCUGGUGUACCAGAAAAAACCGGGAGAAAUUCCAAAGGAAAACUAUGCAACUAUAUCCAAAAUUCUCAAACAAGUAGAAGAAUCUCACGUGACACACCGAUUAUUUAAGGAUACCAAAAUUGGCCAAGUGAUCAGGGCGGCAGUAGGGUACCAGUAUGAGAACGACAGUGAGUUCAAUAUCCAGAAGCGUUGUCGGAAGUUGAUAGGACACUGGAAGGAGAAAUUCCGCAUCGAGCUUGAAAAUGGAAAGGCAGAGAGACCCAAGAGUAGUACGACGACGACGACGACUGCUGCCAGUACAGACAACAACAACAACAACAAUAGCAACUCUGCUGCUGCUGCUACUACUACUACUAGUACAAGUGUCAAUGAUGGAGCAGCAGCAGCAGUAGCUUCAUCAGUAUCACCAAAGCUGGAACAAGACGAUACCAUCCCCUCUACCACCUCUACCACCAUGGAUACAACGACGGGCUCAGUAGCAACGGCACCAACAACAGCGGCAGCACCGGUUGAAGAUAGCAAGGUUGAACCCAUGGAAAUUGAUGAAGAACCGGCCCGAUCCAUGACAACAACAAACGCCAUUGCAUCCUCUCCAACUACUACUCCCACUCCUACUACCACCACCACUACCACUACCACCACGUCCAAUAACACAACCGCACCUGCUUCUACUGCACAAGUGGAUACGGUCAUGCAAGAAGCAUCUUGAGCGGGCGACAUAUACUCUCUCUCUCUCUCUUUCUCUCUUCUUCCCACUACCCUCAUUGCACUCCUCAUACUGUUUGUUGCUUUUCUUUUCUAUCUUUAAAGUUACAUUGGGUUAUUCUCUUUUUUUCUUUUCUAGGUGGUGAGGCCCUCCCCCCCCCUUCUUUUUUCUUCCUAUUUUCUAUCUUUGCUUUUUUUUCUUUUUCUUCGUAUAAA
Zychaea mexicana is the source of this 2029-nucleotide messenger RNA. RefSeq lists its product as uncharacterized. The record is from RefSeq and is a predicted model, not a curated record. The transcript is spliced from 6 exons. Gene Ontology annotation, molecular function: double-stranded DNA binding; transcription coregulator activity. Gene Ontology annotation, biological process: regulation of transcription by RNA polymerase II. The coding region runs from base 261 to 1817 and encodes 518 amino acids. Gene Ontology annotation, cellular component: nucleus. Lineage: Eukaryota; Fungi; Mucoromycota; Mucoromycetes; Mucorales; Lichtheimiaceae.